Messenger RNA from Punica granatum (pomegranate), 1498 nucleotides. Lineage: Eukaryota; Viridiplantae; Streptophyta; Magnoliopsida; Myrtales; Lythraceae. The record is from RefSeq and is a predicted model, not a curated record.
GGAAGGAACAGUUUUAUCCGCUUCGUCGUCCUCUGCCUCCCUCCCUCCCUCCCUCCAUCUCAUCUCUACCCCGCUAUUCAGUUCGAUUCAAAUCAAAUAUAAAAACCCUAGAGACACAGAUAGACAUAGAGAUCGAGAUCGAGAUUGAGAUAGCGAGAAGGAUUGCGGGUUAGGUUUAGCCUUUGAGCUGAUCUACUGACUGUUUCUAUGGCUAAUAACAUCAACAUAGAAGAGGAACCGACCGUCGCCCCAAAGCCCGACGUAUGGUACGACCUCACCCUCGGUCCUUCCUUCAGUCACCACCACCCCUCUUCCAAGUUCUGCACUUUACGCUAUGAAUUUAAACCUGCUUCUGUGGAUAAGAACCGUCCCGGAUCACUCCACAAGAGGAAGGAUAAUAGGGUCACUGUGGAAUUCCAGAACAACCAACAUGGAAAGCCCAAGGUGAUGUUCGAGGGCAUCACUGAGGAUUACAAGGAAAAUGACGCUGUCUUGUUCUUUGAUGGAGAGACCUUCCGUCUGGAGCAGCUGCACCGAGCAGUUAAGCGGUUACGGUAUGUCCGUCAGCAUGGUGAGUCCGCUGCUACAUCAGUGGGACCAGCUGUUGAAUUUAAUCCUCUACCAGUCGGUAAUACAGGGAGCCACCAGUUUCCAGAGGAAAGCGCUACUCAGGUUGAAGUAGAAAAUAUCGACAUCGGCAACCCUGAAUAUUUAGGUGGAAAACCAGAGAAAGAAACUGCUGGGAGUGAGGUUGAGCCCGCUUCCACAUCCACUGCAUUGCCAGAACCCACAAAUUAUGAAUCUUCAGAGGAAAAUCUAGAUAUCAUGGGCGAUGAAGAUGAGUCUCAUCCAUUAGAUAAAGAAGAGAAUCAGUCAAGACUCGAAGUUCACAGGGGUAUUGACAUCAACCUACCACAUCAAGAUGAUGGGGAGGAAGAUGAGAUUGCUGAUGUGGACGUAAGUGAUGAUGAAGUAAAUGCAGGGUGCAAUGCUGCGGAAGCCCUUCGAGCCCAGGUUGCUGGGGAAAGAGAGGAUGGUUCUUCCGGUUCAACCACCACCACCAGCAGUAGCAGCGGCGGCGGAACAAGUAGCAGCAGUUCGAGUGAGAGUAGCAGUGGGAGUGAGUGCCAGAGCAGCGAUGAGGACUCGGUCAUUUCUGUUUAACAGUAGUGAGCUCAGGCUGUAGUUAUUAUGCAAGUAAAAGGUGGCAGUGGAGGACUCGGUCACUUCUGUUUUUAAAAGUAGUGAGCUCAGACUUUAGUUAUUAUGCAAGCGAAAUGCAGUAGUAGAUUUCCAGUUCCUUGCACAUUAAACUACCUGCACCAUCUGUCCAAAUCUAGGCUCCAUUGCACCUGCAAAGUAGUGAAUGCUGCAUAUCGGAUCUAAUUUGGAGUUACUGAUGACCUUGUAAUUACCUAUUGUGUCGUAAUGUAUCUAAACUGUGAUGUUGUGCAUUGAUUAAGUACGAUCUGUUCUAUGACGGGAAUUAUUCUGUUCA